AAUAAUUUAGCGGCGCGCUACUCAGUGAAUGAUGGAGGGGCAGCUUGCCGGUGGGCUGGAUCUUAAAUAUCUCAAACCGGUGAGCAGGGAGCUCUCCUCUCACUCCACUCCCCUGUCACACAGGUGUGCUGGGCAUUCCGCGGCGUACGCCACAGGUAGACUCUCCCUCUCAGAACAGCGGAAAAAAAACAGAGCGCGAGGCGGAAAAAAAAACCCAGCGGACAUGGAGGAGUCCCAGAGGAAGUUCGGGCCGCGGUACGCCGAGGCGAAGCCGCCGCGCAAGGUGCGCUUCAAGCUCAACUCGUCGUACAGCGGCCGCGUGCUCAAGCACGUCUACGAGGACGGCCAGGAGCUGGAGAGCCCCGAGGAGAAGUACCCGCACAGCUUCAUGCACACCAAGAUCCCGCGCCACCUGGACGCCGGGCAGCUCUGCAGCUUCACCGACCUCCCCGAGCAGCCCGCCGGGCUCUACGCGCAGAGGAUUAACGUCUACCGCGGGGUCACCGGCUUCAGACCACCCACCUUCGGUGACCUUCCAGAGGGAGACCCUAAUGCUCCGGUGCUGGACUUCGGGAAGAUCAUUAUCUACACCAGUAACCUGAGGAUCGUCCCUGCACCCCAGAGGAGAAGGGAGAGGGAGAGAGAGAGGGAGAAGGAGAGGGAGAGCGAGGCAAGAGGAUGUGGCCAUGGAAACAAAGAGAUGACCUCUCCAAAACACAAGCAGGACGCCGGCGGCUGUCUGCAGUGUGGCGGCUCGGGCUGUGCCCCCUGCUCCCUCUGCCAUGGCAGCAAGCUGUCCAUGCUGGCAAUCCGAUUCAACGAGUCGAUCAGAGACCUGCGCUGCCAGGCCUGCUACCCAGAAGGCCUGGAACCCUGCCAGUCCUGUGCCCAAUAGAAGAGCAUUAACGGACUCCCCUCGCGUCGG
Messenger RNA from Sardina pilchardus (European sardine), 925 nucleotides. RefSeq names its product glutaredoxin domain-containing cysteine-rich protein 2. The coding region runs from base 29 to 895 and encodes 288 amino acids. The record is from RefSeq and is a predicted model, not a curated record. The transcript has 4 exons. Gene Ontology annotation, biological process: sensory perception of sound. Lineage: Eukaryota; Metazoa; Chordata; Actinopteri; Clupeiformes; Clupeidae.